CAGAUAAACAACUGAAGGCAGACUUUGACCUCAGCCUGUUAAAAUCCAGAUGGACUAACCCUUAGCUGAUCACUGACCCAUCUACCAGAGCAACCCAAGCAGGUCCUCAGAGUUGAAACAUGAGCACCUUUGUGACUCUCUCAUCAGGGCAGAGGAUGCCUGUGGUCGGACUCGGCACAUGGAAGAGCGCUCCAGGACAGGUGAAGCAGGCGGUGCUGGCAGCUUUAGACUGUGGGUACAGACACAUUGACUGUGCUGCUGCAUACAGCAAUGAGCAGGAGGUGGGAGAGGCUCUGGCUGUCCGGGUCGGUCCUGGGAAGGCUCUUCGUCGUGAGGAGGUGUUUGUAACAUCCAAACUGUGGAACACCAAACAUGACCCAGAGGAUGUUGAGGAAGCAUGCAGGACCAGUCUGGCUCACCUGGGUCUCUCCUAUCUGGACCUGUACCUCAUGCACUGGCCCAUGGCAUUUCAGCGGGGGAAGGAGCUGAUGCCUCGACGGGAAGAUGGAAGUAUUUGUUACUCUGACACACACUACAGAGAUACUUGGGCAGCCAUGGAGAGCCUAGUGGACAAAGGUCUGGUCAAAGCUAUAGGACUGUCCAACUUCAACGCCAGGCAGACUGACGACAUCAUCAGCAUAGCCAGACACACACCUGUGGUGAACCAGGUGGAAUGCCAUCCUUAUUUGUCUCAAGCAGAUCUCCUGUCUCACUGUCGGUCAGUGGCCGUUUGUGUGACAGCCUACAGUCCUCUGGGCAGCGGGGACAGACCCUGGGCCUCUCCUGAUGAGCCGAGUCUGCUACAGGAUCCUAGACUGGCAGCUAUCGCCCAGAGAUACCAGAAAACACCUGCCCAGGUCAUACUCAGGUGGCAUGUGCAGAGGGGUGUCGUGUGUAUCCCUAAAAGUGUGACACCCUCCAGGAUCCAGCAGAACCUGCAGGUGUUUGACUUUUCCCUGUCAGAAGAUGACAUGAAGCUGAUUGAAUCUUUCAACCGCAACGAGCGCUUCAUCGUACCGGCCGUCAAGAGGGAUGGGAAGAGUGUGUGGAGAGAUGCAGAACAUCCCCAUUUCCCCUUCCACGAUCCUUACUGAGUCUACACACAAGGAAUUCAACAUUGUGUAUUUAAAGAUAAUUAUCACAUACGCUGAAACCAAAUUUCUUAACUGAAACAUGAUCCAAAAUUUACAGAUUACAAAUUUUCCUUUUUGGGUUCUAUAGAUUUAAUUUAAUAAUAUUGUUUAAUUAAUAUAGUGACUACAAUUGUUAAGAAAAUUGCUUAAAAAUGGUUUCUCUUUACUGAGAUUGCAGUGAAGAAAACAAAGAUUGUUCCAUUGCUUUCACUUUUCUUUCACUGCCAGGGUGACACUAUGUGGUCAGUAACAGAACUGCCUCUCUGCCCAAUGUCAGUAGCUUUGGUCACAUGACGCCAGCAUGUCUUACAGAGUGAGACACUCUUUCAAGGGUAAAUCAUCAAUGAAUCACUGCAGCAGCACUGCUCUGCCCUGCCCUUUUCAGAGUACAGAAAAUAAAAUGCACAACAAAACAGAA
Molecule: messenger RNA, 1551 nt
Organism: Dicentrarchus labrax (European seabass)
Lineage: Eukaryota; Metazoa; Chordata; Actinopteri; Moronidae
Gene: akr1a1a
Product: aldo-keto reductase family 1, member A1a (aldehyde reductase)
Exons: 9
Coding region: 120-1094 (324 amino acids)
Biological process (GO): aldehyde catabolic process
Cellular component (GO): cytosol
Molecular function (GO): aldose reductase (NADPH) activity
Source: RefSeq, a predicted model, not a curated record